Molecule: messenger RNA, 4803 nt
Organism: Gymnodraco acuticeps
Lineage: Eukaryota; Metazoa; Chordata; Actinopteri; Perciformes; Bathydraconidae
Gene: fam131bb
Product: family with sequence similarity 131 member Bb
Exons: 7
Coding region: 389-1816 (475 amino acids)
Source: RefSeq, a predicted model, not a curated record
CACACACACACACACACACACACACACACACACACACACACACACACACACACACACACACACACACACACACACACACACCCCUUCCUUUCCUCCUCAUAGCCCCAGUCCCCUGUCUUUACGCAGCAUCAGAUAAAGUUCAACACAUCUCUCACUCACGCUCGAUUUCCUGCUGGCUUUUCAGUGUUUCUGGCAGCACGUGUAAGCCGAGAGGACGCUCAUCCCUCCGCAGCGUUUUCACUCUGCUAAACAUAACGAAGCAAAUAAACUGAUCCCUGUUUAAUCCCCCCCCUUCUCCCUCUCAUUCCGGUCCUUGACUCUUGCCUUCCUUCUCCCUGGAAAAUCCUGUGUAUCUGUCUCCCUGUCUCUUCAUUUCUCUGCAUGUCCGAUGUUCAACCCCCUCCUCUUUUUCUUCGUCUUCUCCCCAUCCCCCCCGUGCAUGUAUCUGUCUUUCCUUCUCCUUCUUUCCCCAUCCCUCCCUUCCUCCUAUAUUUCUCUUCCUCAGCAUGGACCUUCAGAAUUGUCAUGGGAAGGAAUCAAUCUGUCCAUGGAAGACACCACGUCGAUCCUGCCUCGGCUCAAGAGGAACUCUAAUGCGUACGGCAUCGGGGCUCUGGCUAAUGCUUCUCUGUCAGGUGUGUCAGGUGUGAGCCGCACGAUGAAGGAGCGAGUGACGAAGCCCACCGGCAUGGCGCAGGGUCGCGUUGCUCACAUGAUCGAGUGGCAGAACUGGGGCAUGUCGACGGUGGGACCAGGAGGCGUGCCGCUGCCCCGGAUCACCACCGAGGAGCGGGAGAAGGAGCGGCGGCUGGAGAGCGACGCCUACAGCGACCUGAGUGAAGGAGAGAAGGAGGCGCGCUUCACUGCAGGGAUCCUGCAGCAGUUUGCAGUCACCGAGGCGACGCUCAUAGCCUGGGGCUCGAUGGACGGAGAGAGCACGCGGUCGGGAUCAAUGAUGGGCAGCGUGGCCCGUCUGAGCGAGGUCAACCAGGAGAGCAUCACCAGUCGAGAUCAGAUCUUGCACCACUCCUCAGCGGAUGUGUGGCCCCACACUUACGUCUCCCAGGGCCACUACUGCCUCUCCUCGUCCGACGCCUGGGAGCCCAUGAACAAAGACUCCUCCGGCGUGAUGUCCUCCCCGGCCGGCUCCUACGUCCUCGGGCCUGAGGGGUACGAGGGCCAGGUGGCGGGGUGCUUCCUGUCGCAGCAGCAGCAGCAGCAGCAGCUGACGCUCCAGCAGCAGAACCAGCUGCAGCAGCUGCAGCAGAUCCAGCAGAUCCAGAGCUACCAGCAGCAGCAACUGCUGCAGUACCAGCAGCAGCAGUCUCUGGAGCAGCGGCUGCACAGCGCCAACCAAUCUUUGCAAGCUACGCCCAACAGCACCAUCCACAGCCUGGUGCACCCGGCCCGCCCCCCGCUGGUGGACCUGUGGAACAGCAUGGAGGCCUACCCCACGGAGAGUGGGGGCUUCAUGGGGGUGGCGGUGAUGGUGGAGCCCAGCCUGUGUGUCCCGUCUGUGGAGGACAUGGGGACGGAGCACUCCCCCCUCCUGGAGCAGCAAGAGGAGGAGGAGGAGGAUGAGGAGGAGGAGGAGGAGGUCCAGGAGGAUGAGAGGAGAGUGUGCAUGGAGCCGGAGCUGGCCUCGUUGACUCCCCCCCGGCACCAAGGGGACGCCUCCGGUGGCAGUAGUCCGGGGCAACCACCUGCAGAGCCAAUCACAGAGCGGAAGUCCUCGGAUGUCUCCUCCAGCCUGGUGCAGACGCUGGAGAAGGAGGAGGAGGCGCUCAGCCCGGGAGCCGCCAUGACAGCCAACUGAACAGACUCCUCAUUACAAACUGACCCGGAGUCAGCCAGGAAUGAGCGUGACAAUACAAUAUAUAUCUAUUAAUCUGUUCCUUUCAGGUAUCAACAACUUUGAGAUGGAUUCUUCAGAAAGUGAGAAACAGAUUUUCUGGAGGUGGACACACAAUGAGACAAAGACAGCUGAUGCAACAAAGGACACCUGUUUCUUUUUAAGCCUUACAUCCCAAAGGUAAACGAAGACGAGGAAGAGGAGGAGGACUGAUUGGACGUUCCUAAUUGGAUAGUAAAACCACGUGGAGAUGAAGAGGAGGGCAAAUAAAAAUAUGCAUGCUUUUUAAGAGGACAAGCAAAGUCGACCCUGUCAUCGUCUUAUAACAAUAAUGAAAAUCUAUCAUAAUAGGACAUUAUAAUAAGAAUCAUUUUUGUAAUAAAGCUACAAAAAAAGAACAAAUCUAUGUAUAAGUGUAUGAUAAGAUAUAACAGUUUUCCCACAGGAGAACUACUCUGUUUACAGCUGUAACAUAUUAGUGUUUAAUCAAAUACAUUUUCAUCCAACACACGCAGUAUACUUUCAAAAAACGGCAAACAGUUCCACAUGUUAGGCUCGUGAAAUGCAUUUUAACCCUGUAGAGUAAGAUUUUGUGGCCGAGGCACAACCCAGGGACACGUCCUGCACAGAAAGGAUUGUACUGUAAGAAAGUGUGCUUCCUGCUGUCUCUCUGUAUGCAUGUUUCUUCAGAGCACUAUGGAGUACCUGUACUAUACAGCACUGUAUAGACGCUGCACUGAACCAUAGUAUCGCAGGGGGAGUAAAGAAAGAGCUGCAUUAUCUCUUUUGCACUGAUGCAAUCCAGCAGAUCAGAGGCUGCCUUUGGACUGUUGACGGUACCCAACCAAAACCGAGCCACUUGACAACACGAAACCCUCAGCUGCUUCUUAUUUCGUUCCUUCAUAGAUGAGUCGAGGAUGAUAACCACUAUUUGAAUGUACUGGAAGAAGGCAGAUGGCAGUACAAGAGUUUCUCUCCUCGCCGUCCACAUGGAGUCACACACACACGCACGCGCGCACAUACGCACACACGCGCACACACACACAUACACACACGCACAUACACACACGCGUGCACACACACACACAGAGAAUACACACAAAUAUCUAAAUUGUAACCAGCAAUAGGCAGACAAACACCGGCGUCCCAACAGCCCGGUGUUCACGCUGUCGUAUACAUGUAGAUGUAAAUAGUCUGAGUAUAUAAUAAAAAAUCGCCUCUUACAUGCAGUCACAAACUGUUCUACUACAGUAUGAUUUCUUUAUUUUUGUACACAUCUCAGUCCCACUUUAUGGCGGAACGCUCUCCAGCUUGCGACUGAAUUUAGUUUUUCUUACCACUUACACAAAGAUUUAAAGAAACGGAGGAACGUUUGUGUGGGAAGCAGAGCGAUGGCUCCAACUGGAGAGUCUUUCAUCGGGUAAAUAGGAACGGUAGUAGAUAAAGGAGGGGGAUACAGCCCGUGUGCUGCUUAAUCAGCCAAUCAGGGAGCAGGGAACUAGGCGCGAACAGUAGAGCCGAAACAGAUCGGUGUCUUCUUCCUGUGAUUUCUGUGAAGCUGCCUGGAGAGUGAUAGGGAUUCUGAUGUUUGAGGAGGCAUGUUUUCAUUUGUGUUUUCCUUUCACUCACCUGAGGAAAGAGUGUUUCAGCAAAGAGGAAGAGGAGGAGGGGAGUUAAACAGACUUUCUGUGCAUGACGAACUUUACGACACACUGUUCUCACCUUUUUCUUUUCUCUGUCGGGGAGCUCCUUCUCCUCUCACUUCGAUGAUUGUGUGAGACACUUUUAAGACAAACUAACAACAACAAAAAGCAGUUGAAUUAAUGUAUUUAUUGAUUGCUUCUUUAUGCAACGUUGGGGGACAAUGUUUAUUUUUCUACGGACUUGUUGAAAAUCCCCUCAGGUAAAAGUUAGAAUAGUUGUCAUGGUUGUAAAGCCGUCUUGUUUCAGUCUGGUUUUGAGCACUUUACACGAGAAAAAAAACACUUGGAGAUUUAGAGAUGGCUAGUUUGGCAGCUCUCGCUUAUAUCAUUUUAUUUCAAGAAUCCCUGUUUAGUGAAAACACGAGGGCUCAAAACUGCAAACAGAAUGUCUUUACACAGUGGCACAUAUUCAUUUAUUUAUUGAACAAUUACUUGGCGGGGAGGAAUAAUGUGACGGCUUGUCCUUUGUGAGUCAAUGGUGUGUUGGAAAGACCCUUUCCUUUAUAGCCUAUGUGUUCAUUGUGACGAAGAAUUUGGCUUCUUUUUUGCCAAAAUAUUUCACGGACACAUGCAUGGACUUGAAGGACACUGGGUUGUUUUAUUUUUCAAAAUCUAAAUGAAUGAAUAAACUUAUAACAAGAAGCCAAAUAUAUUUCUGUGGAUGUUAAAGGUGUACUGAUCACGUCUUUGGUUCGCUCUUUUUGUAUAACCCUACUGCCAUCUUCCAAGAGUUUCCGUCACUUGUCGCUCAAAAUCUGCUUCUGGUAGGCUGCCUUUCUCCUUCUCUCUCCUUCUAUCUCUUUGUAUCUGUUCUGUACAUGUGUGUCUGUCUGUAUGUCUGUCUGUCAGUGUUCAGUACGUCGUCUUGUUGGAAGAAUCACUGCCUGAAAAGAGAAAAAAAAGGGGAUUUGCUGCAAUCAGAGAUAUAUCAUUUGCUAACUGCUGUAAAAAAAAAAAAACAUUGGGUAGCUUCUGUAAAAGUCUGUAUAAAAUUGGAUUUAUUUGUCUGAAAUGAGAUGGUGUAAUACAGUGUACACUCACACCUAUGCAUGCUCGUUGGACGGUUGUCACAGGAUGGUUCUUCCACGUGGUUCUCCCCCUUUCUCUCCUCUUCUGUCAACAUUUCUCUUCCUUUUUCCUGCACGACAGAACCUCCUACACCCCCUCCAGCGCCUUUACCUGUCUCCUCUUCUUUCCCUCUGGUGGAGAAAGAGCAAAUAAACAAACCAACAAAUGGUGUUUGAUGUG